CUAGAAUGGCAAGUAUGGGGGUCUCGCUUAAUCUUGGCAGGGAUGCAGAUGGGUACAAAAAUGGCUAGUGUCGAAAAUGUGAAUCUUAAGAACUUAGAUCAACCAGGAGUAGGGUACCAUAUAACUGCUACCAAGGUCAACAUUGGAGUUAAAGAAAAGAAGAGGGGAGUAAUAAACAAGUGGGAUUAAAUCAUUGUGUUGCCCUGUGUUGAACAAACAAGAUAGAUUUUAAAGCAUAAAGAGAGGAAGAGAACAGAAAAAAUGUCUAAUCUACAAUUUUUGUGAUGUUAUCUGAUUUGAGUGCCAUGACUUUCAUUUUUAUCUAACUGACCAUUGUAAAUGUUUUCUGAUAUACCCGUAUAAAAAGUCCACAAACAAUAUGACAUUACAUGCAGUAAGGCAACUUCAAGAGAUCUGGGGUGCCUCUGGAAAUUUCUGGCAAUCAGGAUGGGAAAAAAUAUUAGAUAUUGCAGGAGAAGAUCCUUACACAUACUGGGUUUACGGUACGUUGCUCCAGACUUUUGUAGUGUAUUGGCUGAUUGGGGCGGUGUACACCGUCCUGGACUUGAUUGACAAACCAGCCAUGCUGCGGAGAUACAAAAUACAACCAGGAAUGAAUGAACCUGUUAACAGAGAACGACUCAUCAAGGUAAUUAUUCAAGUGUUGUUCAAUCAAACAGUGGUUGGUUUGCCUGUUACAUUGCUCAGUUAUAAGAUUAUGGAAUGGAGAGGAAUACAUCCAUUGAGGGAACUGCCCACAUUCCAUAUGGCCAUUGUAGAAAUCACUUUUUGCGUAAUUAUAGAGGAAAUAUUUUUUUACUAUUCUCACAGGCUGCUGCAUAGCAAAUUUCUUUAUAAAUACAUACAUAAGAAACAUCAUGAGUGGACAGCACCUGUUGCAGUGACUGCUAUUUAUGCUCAUCCGAUUGAGCACAUAUUUUCAAACCUUGUACCUCCUUUCAUCGGUGUCCUCUUACUUGGUUCUCAUAUAUUUGUUGCAUAUAUUUGGUUUUCUCUUGCUAUCAUCAACACUCUUAAUUCCCACUCUGGGUACCACUGGCCAUUUUUUCCAUCCCCAGAAAGCCAUGAUUUCCAUCACCUAAAAUUUAACCAAUGCUACGGAGUUCUUGGGAUUCUUGACUGGCUACAUGGAACGGACCUCACAUUUAGGGCAUCACCUCAUUACAAGCGCCAUCAGACAUUCUUGACAUUAAGGCCCCCUAGGGAAAUAUUUCCAGAUGAUCCUCUCUAUAGAAAAGAGGAAUAGCAUAUACACACAUAUAUAAUAUAACAUAUAAAUAAGAAACUUCAAAGUUAUAAGAUUUUUAUAUUUGUAUUUGAACUGAUAGCCCAUGAGGAAUGGUCAUUGCACCAAACAUUAUGUGAUUAAAAAUUGUGAUGUACUGUUAUGUAUGCGGUUUGAAGGGUAUAAACUGAAUCCCAUGCAAAAUUAGAUGUAACACAUAUUUAGCUACACUUUAUAAGACAAAAUUUAUAUAUAUUUAUAUAAAUAUAAAAUUAAAUUAUAAAUAAUUACUGUAAGCACAA
Molecule: messenger RNA, 1548 nt
Organism: Cimex lectularius (bed bug)
Lineage: Eukaryota; Metazoa; Arthropoda; Insecta; Hemiptera; Cimicidae
Product: fatty acid hydroxylase domain-containing protein 2
Exons: 6
Coding region: 380-1267 (295 amino acids)
Biological process (GO): sterol biosynthetic process
Molecular function (GO): C-4 methylsterol oxidase activity; iron ion binding
Source: RefSeq, a predicted model, not a curated record